Heterotrigona itama is the source of this 2236-nucleotide messenger RNA. The record is from the annotation of a GenBank genome assembly. Lineage: Eukaryota; Metazoa; Arthropoda; Insecta; Hymenoptera; Apidae.
CAGGCGGCGCCACUAAUAGCAUGGAAGUUAGUAACAAUCAAGAUGGCUGCUACCAACUCGAAUCUAUCCAGUGAUAGUCCAACCAAGAAAGAAGACGAAUUCAAUGAAUUUUAUUCCGAAGUGAAAGAAAUAGAAAAAAGAGAUUCGGUAUUAACUCCCAAGCAACAAAUCGAUAGACUACUUCGGCCAGGAUCGUCGUAUUUUAAUUUAAAUCCUUUCGAAGUGUUACAAAUUGAUCCAUCCACCUCUAUAGAUGAAAUCAAGAAAAAAUAUCGACGUAUUGUAGAGAAGAAGAAGAAACUGAAGAAAGAAGGAAAAACAGAAAGUGCAAAUGUACUUGAAGAAGAAACAGAAGAGGGUUAUAGACACGCAGUUUGGGUUAUGACAAUGAAGCUGUUCGCUGAUAUGGAGAGAAGAAGACGGGAAUUAGCAACUAGAGAUGCAGAGCAACGUAAAAGAAAACGAGAAGAGGAACUAUCUGCAGAAGCACAAGCUGCAUUAGAACGUGAGUGGCAAAAAAAUUUUGAAGAAUCCCGACAAUCAAGAGUUGAUAGUUGGAAAGCUUUCCAAUCUGGUACUAGCGCCACAAAACAAAAGAAAGCAAAGAAAUUGAAGGCCUUUAGGCCUCCUAAAACGAAAGCUGAAUCACGAUAAUUAAGUAAUUGUUCCUGACGCCUGACAUAGAUUCUUUUAUUUGAUACAGCAUUUCAUAUUUCUUGCAAAAAGAAAAAAAAAGUAGUUUAAAUAGUAUGUUCUUACUAUGUGACAUUGGAUUACUGAAUUAAUUAAAACUAAUUCAAAUUAUUCUUAUUCGAGAUUCAUUAUUUAAAACUAGUUAAGAAUGCAUCAAAAUCAGGUGUCAAAGUAGAGAGUGAGUUGUAAACUGAGUGAUGAGUACAUUGAGCAGCAAAGUGUGAGAAUGAUUAGUGUGUGUAUCUUUCAUAAAUAAUUUGUAUGUUUGUUGAAUGUAUAUGUAUGUAUGAACGUUGUGAUAUAUUUACAUGGCCCGAGUAAAAUUCAAUUUUACUAUAAACUUUGAUCUAAUGAAAUUAUUGAAUUGAACACAAAGCAAUUUACAUUUAUACUAUACAUCAUUGGAUGACAAAUGUCAAUUUUAUGAGAUACGUAUAUCUCAUACUUUAUCUUUGAGAUAUUCAAUCACAAUGCUUUACAAAAAGGACAAUACUUAAGUAAUCUAAUGUCUAUUAAACAAAAUUUAAAUCAAUGCUUUUUGUUUUCUCAUACAUCUUUAUGAAUUAUUGUGAAAAGUUUGCACACAUCGAAACAAUAAUUGAGAAUUUAACAAUUACUAUUAUAUUUUAAAGUUUCGAGACAAUUUGAAAUACAAGAUGUAAAAAUAAAAAUAAAAAGUAAAGAUAUGAAUAUUUUUUUGCAGAACAUAACCUCCGUUUAUAUAUUCUUACAAAAAUUCAAUUAUAUGUAUAGAUAUAUAUCCUGUGUGUACAAAGUAUCGCUAUGUAACAUUGUGUGACAUAAUCGUUAUAUUAUUACUAUGACAAAAUAUUUCAUCUGUAUUUUAUACAUACGUAAUGCGGAUGAAAUGUGAAUGUUUCUUAUGUUCCUUGUUUUCUUUGUUCACCUUUUUUCACUUGUUUUUCCACUUUUAAAUCACAGUUUGUCCGUACAGUAACAAUCGUAUUUUGUACUGUUAAUGAUACUGAAGUAGUCAUAUUAACAUCUAAAAUUUUUAACCGCCACUUUCAACUGCGCUUGAACUCAUGUAUGGACAAAGUCACACAUAGAAAACUUUAACGUAUAGUUCGCUUGGAAGUGAGAAAAUAAAAAUGGAUUGUUGUUAUUUUAAUUUAGCAAAACACUGAGCAAGUGUUACGACAAUAUUUUACGUUUCAUCGAAGUGCUAGCUUGACGGGCCAUGUAGUCAUAACUUCCGGUUUUCAAUACGAGCUCGCGUAAUGAAUAUUACAUUGUGGUGUACACUUGGUCCAAUUGUAAUUUGUAAGAUUAUAUUGUAAGGGAAAAAAAUUUCUAAAGUGUGUAAGCUUUCUCAUUGCAGGUCACUUUGAAUAGUUUUACUGACACAUGAAAGUCAAUGUUGUAUAAGUGCCGUGAGAAAGUGUUUCUGUGUAAAAGAUAAAAACGGCAGGAUGAAAGAAUUUUUAUCGAAGAUAUUGAAGCGAAUGAGUGAGUGAGUAAUAACGCGAAAUAACAUUUACAUAUUUCUAAUUCUUUCCUUCGUUUUUUUUUUUUUUUUUUU